AAUAUUACAUUCCCUCGUUAAAAUACAUCAACUAGUGAUAGCUGAAGGGAUGAUGCUGCUAUGUAGUUUGAGUUCCACUACCAUAUAACUUAAAAUACUAGUAAUAAUGAACUUGAAUAAAACAUCUUACUAAAAAAAGUAAUAACAACAUUCAAAUUUAUGCAACAAAAAAAAACAAGUAUAACAGAAAGAAAAGUAGGUGAUUGUGGUGGGGUUUGAUAGAUAGCAUGUGUGUCCUCUAUUCUGAGUCAAUGGUAUGAUUUGUAACAGAAAAUGUUGACAAGAAAGAUGAGUAAAGACAGAUAAGAUUAGAAGAAAAAGGAGAGUAUGUUGAAACCUUCCCUACCAUUGUGGUGAUGUUGAAUAAUCACAUCCCAACACCUUAUUAUCACAAAUUCACGCUAGAGGUAUCAUGAAAGCUGACAAAGAGAAUACAACCUGCAUCAAUACACUUUUUCUGAAUUUCCUUUAUUGAGAGAAAAAAACUUACCAAAGAUAGUUUCAUUCUUUUAAAAGGGCUUCUCUUAUAUUCUACUUUGUGCCACAAUCUAUGCUCACUUCUCCUAAAAAUGGCCAACUUUGUCACCAUCACCACAUUGUUUAUGCUUGGGUUGUGUUUGAUGUAUACUAUCUCCAAUGUGAAACUUAUGGCACAAGGAAUUGUAAUGGGAGAAACAACUAGGUUCUAUGACUUUAAGGUUCAAACUAAAAGAGUUACCAAACUUUGCAACUCGAAAGAAAUUGUUACCGUCAAUGGUAUGUAUCCAGGACCUGUAGUUUAUGCAGAAGAAGAUGAUAGAAUCAUAGUCAAGGUUACCAAUAAGACGCCUUUCAAUGUUACGAUUCACUGGCAUGGUAUCCGGCAAAAGCUAUCGUGCUGGUAUGAUGGACCAUCCUUUAUUACACAAUGUCCGAUUCAAGCAGGCCAGAGUUUCACCUAUAAUUUUACAGUGGUGAAUCAGAAGGGAACUUUCUUCUGGCAUGCUCAUGUUUCUUGGCUAAGAGGAACAGUUCAUGGAGCUAUGAUUGUUUAUCCAAAGAAUAGGGUGCCUUUCCCAUUUAAGAAUCCUUAUCAAGAGCAAAUAAUCAUACUAGGGGAAUACUGGCUGCAGGAUCUCCAACAAGUUGAGCAUACCACUCUAAUGAGUGGAGGAGCUCCACCUCCAGCGGAUGCAUAUACCAUUAACAGUCAUCCAGGCCCCAACUAUAACUGCUCCAUUAACGAUGUGUACCAACUUAAUGUGAUUCCGGGAAGGACCUACUUGUUAAGACUGAUUAAUGCGGGUUUAAACACCGAGAACUUCUUUGCCAUUGCUAAUCACAAACUAAAGAUCGUGGAAGCUGAUGGUGAAUACACAAAGCCAUUCACCACAGACACGGUGAUGCUUGGACCGGGCCAAACACUGAAUGUCCUAGUCUCGGCUGAUCAACCAGUAGGAAAAUACUCCAUGGAAGUGGCACCUUACAGGUCUGGUAGGAUUGUCAAAUAUCAAAACGUUUCGGCGAUUGCCUACUUCAACUAUAAAGGGGCCAAAUCUGACGGUUCAUAUUUACCGGCUAAAUUACCUAAGCUUGAUGAUAAGCUAGCUGUUAAGACAGUCAUGGAUGGAUUAAGGAGCCUAAAUCAAGUGAAUGUUUUCAAAGAAAUCGAUAAAAACAUAUUCAUCACCGUUGGAUUGAAUGUUCAAAAAUGUCACUCAAAGACACCAAAGCGAAACUGUCAAGCCAUGAAUAAUGGCGUGCUGACAGCUUCCAUGAACAACAUAAGUUUCGUUCAUCCUCGUAUAUCAAUCCUGGAAGCUUAUUAUAAUAAAGUAAAUGGAUCAUAUACUGAAGAUUUCCCCGACGCACCCUCUAAGUUCUACGAUUUCGUUAAUGGUGCCCCAAAUAACAUUCCAUACAACACGGAGUCGUUGAAUGGGACUAGAACUAAGGUCCUGGAAUACGGUACCAAGGUGCAACUCAUUUUGCAGAACACGGGGACAGUCAACGUUGAAAAUCACCCAAUUCACAUCCAUGGCUACAGCUUUUAUGUUGUAGGGUAUGGCGCAGGCAACUAUAAUCCACUAACGGCAAAAUUCAAUUUAGUGGAUCCCCCGUACAUGAAUACAAUCGGUGUUCCGGUGGGUGGAUGGGCAGCUGUCCGUUUUGUAGCUGAUAAUCCAGGUGUGUGGUACAUGCACUGCCACAUUGAUAUACAUCAAUCAUGGGGACUUGGAAUGGUGUUUAUAGUGAAGGAUGGAAAAGGAGAUCUAGAGUCCCUACCACACCCCCCAUCAGACCUGCCACUAUGUUAAAGACUACCAACAGAUCGAAACAAAUAGUGCUAACAGAUAAUUGUGUGACCUUUUUCCGAGUUUGAGCAUUCUUUAGAUCCGAGUCUGUAGCUGUAAAAUGUGGCACUAGUGCAUUUCUUGUAAAAGAAAAACCUAUGGAUGUAAAGAAGCAAAAUGAAUAGAUGAAUGCAAAUCUCUUUUUCCUUGCUUUUGCGGUACGGUAGAAGUUUAGGUGAGUUCUGUCUCGGGAGCUCUCUAAGGUCAUGGAAAGCUUCAAGACUCAGAAAGCACUGACAGAGGUACUUUCAUAUUAUCCACAAUGAGGUCCACAUAUCGGUAGCGAAAACUCUUGUGGGAUCUGAAUUUCUGACCUGAAUCCUUAACAAUUGGAUUGGACCUACCUACAUAGUCGAAUCUCUUUUCCUUUAGUUUAAUUUUUGUGUACUAAUUCAUCGAAGUUCUAAACUAAACUAAAA
This is a messenger RNA of Lathyrus oleraceus (garden pea), 2752 nucleotides long. Its product is annotated as laccase-6. Gene Ontology annotation, biological process: lignin catabolic process. The record is from RefSeq and is a predicted model, not a curated record. Gene Ontology annotation, cellular component: apoplast. Bases 570 to 2297 code for a protein of 575 amino acids. The transcript is spliced from 6 exons. Gene Ontology annotation, molecular function: copper ion binding; hydroquinone:oxygen oxidoreductase activity. Lineage: Eukaryota; Viridiplantae; Streptophyta; Magnoliopsida; Fabales; Fabaceae.